Cinara cedri is the source of this 1422-nucleotide messenger RNA. The record is from the annotation of a GenBank genome assembly. Lineage: Eukaryota; Metazoa; Arthropoda; Insecta; Hemiptera; Aphididae.
AUGGAAGCCGACGAUCCGCGCUUAGCGGACGAAUACGUUCACGAAUUUGUUCUCGACCACUUGGACGUGACUUCGGUGAAACGCGAGAUACCGUCGUCCGACUACCAUCAUCACCAACAUCAGCCGCACACGGGCCACCACGGACUCCAUCACCACCAACAGCAGCACAACCCCGCCGGCGAUCGCUUACCAUCAAUGCCAAUCACCGGCGGUGGUGGCGGCGGUGGCGGCGGCGGCGGUGGCGGCGGUAAUGGCCCCGGCGGCAACGGCUCUGCGGCAGCGUCCACGCUGGUCCAGUCGCCGCCUCCGCAUUACCUGCUCACACCGCCGGGAUGCGAACAGGAGUACCAGCAUCCGAAUAGGCAUCACCAUCAUCUUCCCAACCAGCAGGUAGGCGGCGUCGGAAUGGCGAUGAACGGUCACGCGGCGACAUCAGCGGCCGCCGGCGUUCUAAUACCCGGAGGAGGUGGCGCGGUCGCAGUCAAGGUGUCCGAUUCCGGGACGGGUUCGAUGAUAUACUCCAACACUCCUGGGACGCCGCCGGACACGCCGCCGGUAAGCCGUUCGCCGCCGCCCGCUACGCCGUUACGCCAUGCGGGCUUCAUACACGCCGACGACAUGGUUUGGUUAACGCAAUCGUUGCGACAGGAACCGCUGGACCUCUGCAGACCUCUGGUGCAACAGCACCACCAGCAGCAGCUCCAGCAACACUAUCACCACCAUCAGCAUCCACAGCACCACCAUCACCUUCUUAAUCAGCAAGGAUCCGCGGUGGCUGCGGAUUGGAUGGUGCCAGACCAGAAUCACGUGCCCGUUAUACAGCCCAAGAUUUUCCACAACAAACUGCAGGUCCACGACAUAGAAUGCAGGCCGAACUCGCCAUUAGACGUCGGCAACAGCAGAAUGGGCAUCCCUUAUUCGCAGCGGCUGGACAGCGAUUCCAGCCUCAGCAGCGUCGUGUCAAGCUUGACAAGCUCCAAAACUACGUUGUGCCUGUUACCAUCACGCCGUAAUAGCGAUACGUCGGACGACCUGAUCAACGACGAUCUCCUGCUGCAGCUGCCGGUGCGCGAGCUCAACAAGCGGCUCCAGGGCACGUCCAAGGAGGAGGUCGCCCGGCUCAAGCAGAAACGGCGGACGCUCAAGAACCGCGGUUACGCGCAGAGCUGCCGGACCAAACGGAUGAACCAGCGUAUCGAGCUGGAGAACGCCAACCAGUUGCUGAAAGCCGAGAUCCGGAGUCUCAAGUUGGAGCUGCAGCACGUCACGCACGAACGGGACGUGUACAAGCAGAGGUGUUCCGAGCUGUCCGACGCCCGGGAGUCCAUGAACGCGGCGGCGAUGGCGGCUGCCGCGGUCUCGUCCGUCUCGUCCGUCCAGGUCGACAGCAACUCCAAUUCGCCCGAAUCGCGCUACCUGUGA